UUCAACCACUUGACUCCUCAACCGGCCACCUCCUUUUGCAGGAAACUGAGCCAUCAGGAAUAGCUGCUCCGGUGUCCCAGCCUGACCAAUUUUGGUGAAUUUAUGUGAAAUUUUGUCAUCUUUAGAGGCACACGCCUCUGUUUGCCAAAACUAUGGACUUUUUUGAGCUCUGGGUGGUCAGAAUGGGUAUGAAGGGGGAAAGCCUUGGCAAAGCACAUUCUGAAGCUCCCUUCUGGAAUGGAUUACCAAAUUAAGCUUUUGGACUAAAUAUUUGCAUUUGCCAAAUCUUUUAGAAAACAAUUCUAACAACAGGACAGUGAAAACAGUGAUCUGUGGACUGAAUAUUUGGCACACAUCUCAAAGAAGAAAACAUGGCUUUGCUGCUAGUAAAAUUUGACUUGGCCAAGCGAGUCAAGCUUGCCCAGGGACUGUGGCUCCUGUACUGGCUCUCAGUCAUGGGUGGGAUCCUCAUCUUUAGCAUGGGGCUUUUCUUCAAAAUCGAGCUCCGCAAAAGGAGUGAAAUGAUGGACAACAAUGAGAGCCAUUUUGUGCCCAACCUGCUCAUUCUGGUUGGCCUAGCUGCUUGUGGUAUCAAUGCCUUUGGUGGCAAGGUGUGCCAUGACUCACUUGACACAGCCAAGUUUGCAAGGUGGAAGCCCAUGGUGAAGAACUACCUGUGUGGAUGCUUCGCCUUCUGCAUUAUCCUCUUCAUCACGGCUCUGUUGUGCUUCCUGGUUCAGGUUUCUCUACAUUUCGCGCUGGCCGAGGGUCUCAAAAAUGGCAUGAAGUACUACAAGGACACGGACACGCCAGGACGAUGCUUCAUGAAGAGGACCCUCGACAUGACCCAGAUCGAGUUCCGCUGCUGUGGCAACAAUAACUUUAGAGACUGGUUUGAGAUCCAGUGGAUUAGCAACCGCUACCUUGAUUUCAGCAAUGAUGAAGUGAAAGAUCGUGUCACAAGUAAUGUGGACGGUAAAUAUCUGAUGGACAGCGUCCCCUUCAGCUGCUGCAACCCUGGCUCCCCUCGACCCUGCAUUCAGCACCACCUGACCAAUAACUCUGCUCAUUAUGACUACGAUCACCACACAGAGGAACUAAAUAUCUGGACAAGAGGCUGCCGUGAGGCCCUGGUGUCCUACUAUGGAGGGAUGAUGAACAGCAUUGGAGCUCUUGUGCUGCUAGUCAUGGUGUUGGAGGCUGCAGAUAUGGUGGGACUGAAGUACCUGACAACCUCUUUGGAGACCCUGACAAACCCAGAUAAUCCAGAGAGUGAGAGUGAAGCUUGGCUGCUAGAAAAGAGUGUGAAGGAGACCAUGUCUGGUAUCAUGGAGAAGAUAAAGACCUUUGGCAAAGGCAACCAGGUGGAGGGGGAGGGGGGAGAGGCCGCAGCCAGCUGAGAGGGUCACACCCUUAACUGGGACUGAGGCCACUCCUACCAAAGGGAGAGGAAAAGCAUAAUUGAGAGGGGGAAAAAAAAAAAAAAAAAAGUUAUUCUCUCUGUGGAAAACAUGCACAAAUUCAUACAAUCUCCCACAAAUACAUGCACAUACUGUACUAAUACAUUGUACACCUACAAAAGUGAACAAAAAUGAUAGAACCCUUAAAUGGGUUGAGCUUUAAUUGACAAAUUUGUAAAAGUGCAUGUCCAUAUUUGUAAAUAUAAGUGAUAUAUAAAUUAAAACAAGAGUUUAUUUUUAAAGCGAUAUAACAAUUGGUGUCUUGAAAAAUACUGUGUGAAUUUAGAAAAAGUUUUUGAACAGUCCUACCUCCUGCCCCUAACCGAGUUUCAAAGCAACCAGGCUUCAUAGUCCAGUGAGGUCCCUCACAUAGUGAGCGAAACUGGCCUGCUUUACAUUUGUGGUUGAGCGGAUGUUUAACCCGACAGUGUCACACACGUUUAAAUCCAGUGAACAGUCAAUGACAAUUUACCCUAAAACCACAAUUGUCCCAGCUAUUAAUUUGGAACAGUCUAUUUUCAAUUAAAGGAUGAAUGCACAAUGAAGACACUUCUAUGGCAGCUUUCAAAUGGCAGCUGAGAAAAAGAGGACAUGACUGGUGUCCAGGCUCCUCACAAACCCUACUGUGAUGGAGCCACACUCUGCUGUUCACCCAAUGCUAACUCAUCGUGCAUUAUCAUUGGCCAGGCCUAUGAUGAACUGAAGAGAACAGAGCAGAACUUUGCUGUUAAGUGAUGUGCAGGCUGCAUUAGACCAAACGCAGUAUGGUCGAGUUCCACCCCUGUGUGAUCCUCUCGGGUUAAAUAUCUGCGUCAGGUACAGACGAGGCGAUAAAGCUCCUCUUAACAGUCUCUGAGGCCUGUGGACAGAGUUUCUGUAUGAGCGAAGUGGGAAGCAUUUUUGUGCAGAAUUUUGACAGUUGACAAAAGUAAGAAGUUGUGAAGCGUACCAGCCUGUUUAAGGAGUUAGUUUUUGGACAGUUAUUAUUUUUUUAACUUAAAUGUCAGACAAUCUUACCAGUGGUGUUAAUGUUCUUAUUUGUGUGACUUACCUUUGUGAUUUUGCCAGGAACCUCUUUCUGUACACUUGAACUUUUGACAUUACAGUAUUGCUGUUGUAGUUUGGGAUGAACAUGUAGACACUUCAGUGUGUAAGAUAAAGAUGUUUAAAUAGA
Pygocentrus nattereri (red-bellied piranha) is the source of this 2634-nucleotide messenger RNA. It is a transcript of the gene prph2b, whose product is annotated as peripherin 2b (retinal degeneration, slow). Gene Ontology annotation, biological process: visual perception. Bases 372 to 1400 code for a protein of 342 amino acids. The transcript is spliced from 3 exons. The record is from RefSeq and is a predicted model, not a curated record. Gene Ontology annotation, cellular component: membrane. NCBI's taxonomy places the organism in Eukaryota, Metazoa, Chordata, Actinopteri, Characiformes, Serrasalmidae.